Saccoglossus kowalevskii is the source of this 1182-nucleotide messenger RNA. Its product is annotated as tripartite motif-containing protein 2-like. Lineage: Eukaryota; Metazoa; Hemichordata; Enteropneusta; Harrimaniidae. The record is from RefSeq and is a predicted model, not a curated record.
AUGGAGUUUCAAAGCUAUGAUGACUUCUGUGAGACAAAAACUCUGGGAGAGAUACUUCACAACAAAUACAUUUUUGAGAUAAAAGAUGUAUCCAAAUAUUAUAGGAUUGGUGAUGAUGUAUCCAUAACCAUGGCAACAACUGGUGGUACUGGGGUGAAUUGUAUGGCACUAAAACAGAAAAUCCAGUCUGAAAUGAAGACUCCAUUCAACACGACAGAAGAAAUGAAAGUGACUGACAAUAAAGACGGGACUUGUAGCCUGACAUAUCAGGCUAAGGUAGAAGGGGUGCAUGAAUUGACAGUUUUAGUGAAUAACAAAUCAGUGCAGGGUUCACCUGUUAAGAUUAAUGUAAUUCCUAAGAAGGGGUUGGUGGGUAAUUAUGGUGGGUCAAGAUUCAGUCAGUUUAACUAUUCUGAGAGUGUCCUGAUAACCAGUGAGGGGAAUGUAUUAGUUUGUGAAAGUGGAAAUAAACUACUUCAAUUACUGACUUUGGAUGGAAAACAUAAACGAAUGAUUCAAUUCACUGGUUUUAAUAAACCAUUCUGUCCACACUGUGCAGCAGAGUCACAGGAUGGUAAUUAUUUCAUAACAGACGAUGAUAACAAACAAGUAGUUGUAUGUAAUAACAAUUUUGAACUAAUUAGAUGUUUUGGCAGUGGGAAACUGACAUCACCUAGGGGUAUUAGCAUUAGCCCUGUGAAUGGAAGGGUGUAUGUUGUUGACAUGAGUUCCCAUUGUAUAAGAAUCUACAACCAAGAUGGGGGAUAUAUAAAUUCAUUCGGAUCACAGGGUGAUGGGGACUGUCAGUUUCAUUAUCCUUGGGGAAUUACUACUGAUAGUAAAGGUAAUCUCAUUGUGGCAGAUAGCUGGAACCACCGCAUACAAGUACUGACUGGUGAAGGAGAAUUUCUAUUCAAGUUUGGAAGUCGUGGAAAUUCUGAUGGUCAACUACAGUAUCCUUUAGGUGUAGCUACUGAUACAGAUGGAUAUGUGUAUGUGAGUGAAAAUGGUAAUAAAAGGGUCCUGAAGUAUGACUCCCAUGGUCAAUUUGUAUGUCGUAUUGAUAGUCCUGCUGAUGGGUUGUGGUUUCCCCAUGGUAUCUGUGUCACAAAUGAUAAACCAUUUGGUAAAGUUGUAGUGGCUGAUAAAGGGAAUCAUUGUAUUAAAAUAUUUGCACAAUAG